Beauveria bassiana ARSEF 2860 is the source of this 720-nucleotide messenger RNA. RefSeq lists its product as uncharacterized. Bases 1 to 720 code for a protein of 239 amino acids. Lineage: Eukaryota; Fungi; Ascomycota; Sordariomycetes; Hypocreales; Cordycipitaceae. The transcript has 5 exons. Gene Ontology annotation, biological process: mycotoxin biosynthetic process. The record is from RefSeq and is a predicted model, not a curated record.
AUGGAGCGCUCAUUCAAGGAUGAGGACUCGGCUCGAGCAUCUAGUGAAUUUCUCAUUGAGCACCAAUCACGCACGCGAAGCCCAAGCCAGAAGCCAUGGAGCAAGCUAAAAGCUGCCAUUUUGAUUGUGUUAUUCCUGGUUGGCUCUCUGGAACUGAUUGUACUGGAAACGAUUCUCGUUCGGAUGAGCGAAAAGAAUAGCUGCCCUCCAACAUUGCUCGGCGAGCUAAACAGCCUUGUCCCGAAUUUCCCUAUAAAACCCAUGUUGUUCCGAAAAGACCCGUCCGCCACCGUUGACCACGACUCGGAGCAGUCAAGGAAUGAAACCAGGGAUAAUUGGCUAUCGUACAUGCCUAGAGGAAAUGGCUUCAUCGCUGUCAAUGAUUCAGCACAUUUUCCAUCAAAUGCAUUGCUUGUCAAGUACGCCAUCAUGGACAGAUACAACGACUUGACUAGCGGUUCAGCCGAGGGUCAACAAGACCACGCUCAGCAUGGCGAUCAUGACCGACGAGGCUCAAAAUCGCACAGACACGUGGACCACUGCUUCAGAUAUCUGCGGCAGUCGUUGCUCUGCUGUGGUGAUACCGCAUUGGAAGGACAAGACCCAAACACGGACAAGGCAGCCACCAAUGGUGUAGGGGCAGUUCACAUGUGCAAAGAUUUUGAGGCUAUUCGAUCCUGGGCAGAGGAUAAUAGACUAGUCGACCACAAGGGUGAAUGA